Molecule: messenger RNA, 2479 nt
Organism: Culicoides brevitarsis
Lineage: Eukaryota; Metazoa; Arthropoda; Insecta; Diptera; Ceratopogonidae
Product: ATP-dependent RNA helicase DDX54
Exons: 2
Coding region: 57-2432 (791 amino acids)
Cellular component (GO): nucleus
Molecular function (GO): ATP binding; RNA helicase activity; RNA binding
Source: RefSeq, a predicted model, not a curated record
UGUGGACCAUAACAAAUAAUUUUUUUCCGAAAAAACUCUUAAAUUUUCGGCAAAAAAUGGAAGAUCAAGAGAUGAUUCACGACAUUCCUGGCUUCUUCGUGCCAGAAGACAACAACAACGCAGACGAAACUUCAAAUUCAAAGGGAAAAAAGGACAAAAGUAAAAAAUCCGGCGGAUUUCAAUCAUUCGGCCUGAGUCCUCCCGUGCUCAAAGGCAUUUUAAAGCGUGGCUACAAGGUUCCAACACCCAUCCAACGUCGCACAAUUCCCCUAAUCCUCGAAGGACGCGAUGUCGUGGCAAUGGCAAAGACAGGCUCCGGCAAAACUGCCUGUUUCCUCAUUCCGCUGUUCGAAAAAUUGAAAAAACGCGAGGUAAAAGGAGCUCGUGCCCUGAUUUUAUCACCAACGAGAGAACUGGCGAUCCAAACGUACAAAUUCGUGAAGGAAUUGGGGAAAUUUUUGGAUUUAAAGACAAUUCUCGUGCUCGGCGGAGACUCGAUGGAUGCUCAAUUCACAGCGGUGCAUGCCUUGCCGGACAUAAUUGUUGCAACUCCGGGUCGUUUUUUGCAUUUGUGCGUCGAAAUGGACCUGAAACUGCAUAAUGUGCAAUAUGUGGUGUUCGACGAAGCUGAUCGACUUUUCGAAAUGGGUUUCGGCGAACAAUUGAAUGAAACGUUAAAACGUCUUCCGGAGGGCAGACAAACUGUUUUGUUUAGUGCAACACUUCCAAAAUUGCUUGCGGACUUUGCAAAAGCUGGAUUAACGGACCCGGUGUUGUUACGACUUGAUGUUGAAUCAAAGCUGCCGGAUACCUUAGACCUCAAAUUUGUGUUUUGUCGUCCUGACGAACGAUAUGCGACACUUUUGGCCCUUUUGCGUUACGUAAUUCCCGCCAAUUCGCAAACUGUGGUCUUUGCUGGGACCCAACAUCACGUCGAAGUCAUUUCUUACAUCUUGUCACGAGCGGGAAUUUCGAAUUCUCUCGUCUAUUCGAGCUUGGAUGCAUCAGCGCGCAAAAUAAAUACCACAAAAUUCGUCACAAAACAAGUUCGGGUGCUCGUAGUAACAGAUGUAGCGGCGCGUGGUAUCGAUAUUCCGUCGCUGGAUUACGUCGUGAACUUACAUUUUCCCGGAAAACCCAAACUUUUCAUUCAUCGCGUUGGUCGAUGUGCCCGUGCUGGGCGUUCAGGAACAGCUUUUUCCAUUUUUUCGACAGACGACGAGGCGCACUUGCUCGAUUUGCAUCUCUUUUUGAACCGAAAAUUCGACAUUGAUGACACAAAAGCGAUCGGAUGUGCCCCAGCGGAGUUCACGGAAGAGGAACAUCAACAAAUCCGGGCUUGGGUGCAGGACACAAAUAUCGAAAAAACCUACAAAACGAGUGUCAAUGCCUACAAAGCUUAUAUCAAUACUCGACCUGCGGCAAGCGGAGAUGCCAAUCGACGUGUGAAACGCAUCAAAUUCCACGCGUUACGUGCCUUGGAUGACUUUUUGCAUGCAACCGCCAAACUGAGUGGCAAAGAAAACGAAGAAAAAGAAGUCAAUGCGACACUUUUCAAGGAAGACUUCCUGUCGCGCAUGAAAAAUUACAAACCAAACAGCACAGUUUUCGAAUUGAACCCGAAAGCGGGCAGCAAACAGUACCUCGUGAUGCACGAAAAGCGAAAAACGCACGAAGAAAAGAUACAAAAGUACCGUGAAAGAAUCGCGGAUCUCGAAGCGACGGAAAAAACCAUCAAAGAAACUGCUUGUGAGUCGGAAGAAGACGAAGAAAUGCCAAAAGCUGACUCGGAAAGCGACGAAGAAGAAGUCAAAGUCCAAAAACCAGCGAAGAAAAAGCGAAAAAAGUCGGAAAAAAUCCCGAAACCCUCGGCUUUUCGCGAUUCGGAGUACUACAUCCCGUAUCAGGCGAGCGAUAAAGCAACGGAAGAUGGACUUGCGAUCAAUUCUUUCAUACGGGAUGCGCAUAAGGCGGAAUUCUCCGUGAUUGGUGACACGAAUGAGACGCAGAGGUUUAGCAAGAAUUUGCAACGAUGGGAUCGCAAGAAGAAAAAGAUGGUAAAUGUCGAGGAUCCGAAAGCAGGGAAGAUUCGCACGGAACAUGGCAAUUGGAUUCCGGCGUCGUACAAAACUGAUCGGUAUGCGAAAUGGAUGGAAAGGACAAAGUUGGAGGAGCAACUCGAACGUGAGCGGGAUAGUGAUGAAGAUGUGCCAAUACUUCGAAAAAUGCAUCCAAACACACAUUGGGGACGUCACAACGCCAAGGAAGACUUGAAGAAGCAUCUGGAUCCGGAUCUAAAGACAGCAGAACAGAUUCAGAAGAAGCGUUUACGAAAGGAAAAAAUUAUGGCACGAGAAAAAGCUGCAAAAAUGCGAAACGACGCGAAACGGAAAAAUGCCGCCAAAAGACGUUUGGCAAAAGGAAAGAAAUAAUUGUAAAUUUAAUGGAAAAACUUUUAAUAAAUUUAAGGAAAUAUUUU